Messenger RNA from Gopherus evgoodei (Goodes thornscrub tortoise), 2331 nucleotides. RefSeq names its product zinc finger protein 239-like. The transcript is spliced from 2 exons. Gene Ontology annotation, biological process: regulation of transcription by RNA polymerase II. Gene Ontology annotation, molecular function: DNA-binding transcription factor activity, RNA polymerase II-specific; RNA polymerase II cis-regulatory region sequence-specific DNA binding. Lineage: Eukaryota; Metazoa; Chordata; Testudines; Testudinidae. The coding region runs from base 996 to 1931 and encodes 311 amino acids. The record is from RefSeq and is a predicted model, not a curated record.
GUGCCGCUGAUUGCGACUUUUUUUUUCGCUGCUUGGGGGUCAAAAACGCUGGAGCCGGCCCUGGUCUAGGAAUCCCACCUCAGUCCUAGAAGCGUCGAGCUCCGAGGGUCUGUCUGGACUAGGAAAAGCAGUCCGGGUUAGCUAGCUUCUUUCCUGGUGACCCGGACCACGCUUCCGCUUCUUUGCCUAGUCCCAACUCAUUCGGAGCCACUCAUGUUCCUAGUUUCAGUUUCCAAGUUUCCCCUCCAGGGAGAGAUUGGCUGUGUCCCGGCUAGUCUCAGCUCUCUCCCACUUCUCCUGAAAAGCAGUGGGGUGGGUUUUUUUCCUCUGUGGGUUUUGUUUGUAAAUAUAUUUAUAACACCUAAUGACCCAGAUUAUAAAAGAGUUGGAGCGGGGAUGGAAGGUAGGUUGUUUCAGCCUCUGUGUUAGGAGAGGGAGAGGAGAUGAACUGAAAGGAUUCCUGUCCUGUUCCUCAAAGGUGUUACGGCUCCUAACUGAACUCAGCCUGCCCGCAUCAGCAUCACGAUUCCGCUCGCCACAGAAUCCAAACCCUGGAGCAUUUAUCCUCCUCUUUAAGGCUGUGUCUACACUACAAAGAUAAGUCGACUUCCGUUAGGUCGACUUACAGCCACUGCAUGAAUUACUGCUGUGGUGCACAUCCACACUACCCUCCUUGGACCAGUGGUGCGCGUCCUCACCGGGAGAGCUUCCCCCAACUGAAGAGGGGCAGUGUGGGGGACUGACAAUCAGGGCUCUCCGUCCCCUGCACUCCCCGCCGGGAGCCCAGCUGCCCCUCAGGGCUUCUUACCUCUGGCGGGGAGCUCUGUGCCCAGAGUCUGAGGGGCUUCUUGAGCCCAGAGCAGCUAUUUAACCCUCACCUCACCCGUGCGGAGUUCAUACUCCUUGUUACAGGCUGGCUGGUGCCUGGAGGAAGCGGGAGCAGCAAUGUACCAGGCUGCGGCUGAAAGGCAUCAUGCUGAGCAGGUGAUGGGAGAAUGAGUAAGAACAAGGAGGAAAAUUCUCAGCAGGAAGCGGCUGAGGAAGUGAAACUGCACAAAACUUUAUCAGGAAGAUCCAAAGGGAAUUUUUUCCAGAUUCAUGAGCAGGGAAAAGCCUGGGAGAUACCACACAAGUCAGAGAAGUGGCAGGGAAACCAGGCAGGGAAGAAAGUAGGUAAAACCACUAAUUGUAAAGGAAAUGGCAAGGACCUCGAGGAAACCGCAGCCCAGCAGAGAAUCCACAGAGAUGGGAGAAAAAACACAUGCACCAAGUGCGGGAAAAGCUUCAGUCGUAGCUCAAAUCUUGUUUCCCAUUGGAGAAUCCACACAGGGGAGAGGCCGUAUAAAUGUAACGAGUGCGGGAAAAGCUUCAAUCAGAGCUCUAACCUUAUUUCCCAUCAGAGAAUUCACACGGGAGAGAGACCCUAUAAAUGUCUGGACUGUGGGGAAAACUUCAACCAGAGCUCAGACCUCAUCACACAUCAGAGACUGCACACGGGAGAGAAACCAUAUAAAUGUAUUAGGUGUGGGAAAACCUUCAAUCAGAGCUCAAAUCUGAUUUCACAUCAGCGAAUUCACACUCGAGAGAGGCCCUAUAAAUGCCUGGAGUGUGUGGAAAGUUUUGACUGGAGCACCCAACUUAUUAGACACCAGCUAAUCCACACAGGAGACAGACCCUAUAAAUGCCUGGACUGUGGGAAAAGCUUUAGGGACAGCUCAGCCCUUAUUACGCAUCAGCGAACCCACACGGGAGAGAAACCCUAUAAAUGCCUCGAGUGCGGGAAAAGCUUCAACCAGAGCUCCACCCUGAUUAGACACAAGAGGACUCACACGGGAGAAAAGCCCUAUAAAUGCUCAGACUGCGGGAAACGUUUCAGUCAGAGCUCGAACCUAAUUACGCAUCAGAGACUCCACUCAGGAGAGAAACGUUGAAUGUGGGUGAUGCUUCAGUUGGAAUUCGAUCACAUUCGCCAACAGCAAAUUCAGACAGGGAAGAGAGCUCGUAAAUGUCCUUAGCGUGGAAAAGAUUUCAGCUGGAGCAAACACUAUACUGGACAUCAGCAACUCCAGCAGAGUUGAACCUGAGCUGUUAGUGGCCCUCUGGUCAUAGGCGCUGACUCCAUGGGUGCUCUGGGGCUGGAGCACCCAUGGGGAAAAAUUGGUGGGUGCAGCUCCCCGUCCCACCCUCCUGCCCCAGCUCACCUUUGCCUCCUCCCCUGGGCACACCGCAUGCCAGCUUUUCCCCUCUGGCUCCCAAAGCUUGUGCCGCAAAACAGCUGAUUCACGCAGCAAGUGCUGGAAAGGAGGGGGAAUGCCAUGUGCUAGGGGAAGA